Medicago truncatula (barrel medic) is the source of this 1848-nucleotide messenger RNA. Its product is annotated as PTI1-like tyrosine-protein kinase 2. The record is from RefSeq and is a predicted model, not a curated record. Bases 59 to 1561 code for a protein of 500 amino acids. Gene Ontology annotation, molecular function: ATP binding; oxidoreductase activity; protein kinase activity. The transcript is spliced from 9 exons. Gene Ontology annotation, biological process: protein phosphorylation. NCBI's taxonomy places the organism in Eukaryota, Viridiplantae, Streptophyta, Magnoliopsida, Fabales, Fabaceae.
UUUUCAAUAACAAAUCAUUCAUUUUCAAUUUGCACUAGCAACGUAUUGAUCACAAAUAAUGACAGGGGUGAUUAAGAUUGCUUGUCUCUCUGGUUCUCUACGAAAAGGCUCUUUUCACACUGGCCUCAUUCGUCAUGCUAUUCAUCUGAACAUAUUUGGUGAUGUUGAUGUUGAUGAUAUGGAAUUCGUGUACGUUGAUAUUUCGAAUUUGCCAUUGUUGAACACUGAUCUUGAGGAAGAAGGGACUUUUCCUCUUGAAGUUGAAGAUUUUCGUGAUUAUAUUCUUGGAGCUGAUAGCUUUCUAUUUGCUUCUCCUGAGUAUAACUAUUCCAUCUCAGCUCCACUAAAGAAUGCACUUGAUUGGGGAUCAAGACCACCAAAUGUAUGGGCUGGUAAAACUGCUGCCAUAGUGAGUGUUGGAGGAGCCUUUGGUGGAGGAAAAGCUCAACAUCAUCUCCGCCAAAUCGGGGUUUUCCUUGAUAUUCAUUUCAUCAAUAAACCUGAGUUCCAUCUAGAUGUAUUUAAGCAUCCAGAUAAAUUUGACGAUGAUGGUGACUUGGUUGAUGAAGAGAUCAAGAAUAGAUUCAAGGAAGUUCUUGUGUCCUUAAAGGAAUUUACCCUUCAGCUUCAAGGCUCAAGGUUGCUGGCUCCCGUCGAACCUGAAACACAAAUUGAACCAUCACCUAUCGAAGUUCCAACAUUAUUAUCCUUAGACGAGUUGAAGGAAAAAACUGACAAUUUUGGACCAAACACAUGGAUUGGUGAAGGGCGGUAUGGGAGCGUGUAUUACGCAACAUUAAACGAUGGAAAGGCGGUGGCUUUGAAAAAGCUUGAUGUUUCUACUGAACCCGAAUCAAAUGACGAGUUUCUAACCCAGGUUUUCAUGGUCUCAACAUUGAAGAAUGAAAAUCUUGUUGAGUUACAUGGAUACUGUGUCGAAGAAAAUCUUCGUGUACUUGCAUAUGAGUAUGCUAUUAUGGGCUCUCUUCAUGACAUUUUGCACGGUAAAAAUGGAGUUCAAGGGGCGCAACCAUGGCCAACUCUUAAUUGGAUGCAGCGAGCAAGAAUUGCAGUCGAUACAGCAAGGGGAUUGGAAUAUUUACAUGAGAAAGUUCAACCAUCAAUCAUACACAAGGAUAUCAGGUCAAGUAAUGUGCUUAUCUUUGAAGAUUACAAAGCUAAGGUAGCUGAUUUUAACCUCUCUAAUACAAAGGGGCCCUUUAGAAAUGCCAUGGAGCAGUUGACUGAAAAAAGUGAUGUUUACGAUUUUGCCGUCAUUCUUCUUGAGCUCCUUACAGGUAGGAAACCCGUUGAUCAUACAUUGCCUCGAGGAGAACAAAAUCUUGUCACAUGGGCUACCACAAGAUUAAGUGAAGAUAAAGUGCAAGAAUGUGUGGACCCAAAACUCGAAGGAGAAUAUCCCGCAGUAGCAGCUGCUAAGGUUGCAGCUAUAGCAGCACUGUGUUUGCAAGAUGAAGCUGAUUUUAGGCCCAAUAUGAGCAUUGUUGUUAAAGCACUCCAACCACUUCUGCGGCCUCCCGCUCCUGAACCAGAAACUUGAAGCAGAUGAAUUGAAAUUAAAAAAACUUCUCUUUUGUUUCUGCAUCUUCUGCAUAAUUUGAGUCAGAUAUUAUGAAAUACUGCAAAUAAUAAUAUAGAACUUUUUAUUUUUGUUUGAGAUUGGAUAUUGGGUGGUUUCAUGUUAUUUUUAAAUUCCAUGUAUUUCUGGUAUUGCACUUUAGUGCAGAAGAUUAUAGAGCCAUACUGCAACAUUUACCAAAAUGGUAUGUCUGGAUCCACCCGACUGAGCCGAUGAUAAUUGGAUCAAACGACUUAUUUAUUAUUUGA